Messenger RNA from Sebastes umbrosus (honeycomb rockfish), 3905 nucleotides. RefSeq names its product Glyco_hydro_56 domain-containing protein. Gene Ontology annotation, biological process: carbohydrate metabolic process; hyaluronan catabolic process. The transcript is spliced from 7 exons. NCBI's taxonomy places the organism in Eukaryota, Metazoa, Chordata, Actinopteri, Perciformes, Sebastidae. Gene Ontology annotation, molecular function: hyalurononglucosaminidase activity. The coding region runs from base 468 to 2174 and encodes 568 amino acids. The record is from RefSeq and is a predicted model, not a curated record.
CACACACACACACUGCCCACCCAUCACUCUAUCUCCUGCUCAGACGCUCAACUCCUCCUCUACCUCUCUUUCCUGUUUUACCUCUUUUCUUUCUUAAUUUCCCUCCCAUCAUCCCCUCCUGACACUUUUAUCUCUCUUUUUUAAUUCUCCUGUCUAUUUCUGUCUCUUUAUCUCCCUCCCUCUCUUUCUUUAUCUCUGUCUUCCAGAUGUCAGGCUUCUUUUUGCUGCAUGUUAUACAUGCGCAGCUUAUCCAUGCCCUCACAAAUCCAGCAGGAUUCCUUGUUUUUUCUAUCUGGAAGAAUAACGAAUAAAACAGAAGAAAGAGGGAUAAAAUAUCGUGGUAUCAGGAGCAGUGGCUCAGAUUAUGUCCAGACUGUGAGGAGUAAAUACAGGAACAACUCCCGGCCUUGGAACAUGAUUGGCUGUGAAGCCCUGAAGGGGUGACAGCCUGAGAGGUGGCCGCUCCAAUGGCGUGGACCGAGCCGCGGCCGCGUCCAGACCCAAAGCCAGAACCAAAACCGACACCUAACAAUCUCAGGACUCAGGAUUCAUCAGCCAUCCUUCAAGUCCAGCCUCCAGUUUUACUGCCCCUCCUUCUCCUGCUUGCUGCCUUUGCUGACCUGGGUACCGCCGGUCCAACCCAGCCAGCUUGCCCGCCUCUCCUAUCUGGACAGCCUUUCAUCAUCUUCUGGGGCAUCCCUGACUCUUCCUGCUCCGGUCGGCCAGAUCCAAGAUCUUUCGGGAUGGAAAAGGAGGGCCGUGUGGCCGUCUUUUACGAGGACACACUGGGGAACUACCCUUAUUUUAUCGACAAAGACACACUGGUCAAUAAGGGGCUACCACAGCACACACGGCUGGACAAUCACCUCCAGAAGACACAGCAGGACUUGGAGGCAGCUUUACCUGCCCAGAGGUACCUUGGACUCGGGGUGCUGCGCUGGGCGGAGUGGGUCCCCCAGUGGUCAAGGAACCGAGAUAGGCAGGCGAUGUAUCUGGAGGCGACGAGGAAAAUGCUGAAGACUUUCUUUCCUAACUGGACCCCGGAGGAGGUGGAGAAGUGGUCACAGGUGGACUUCGAGGCAGCUGCCCAGUCAGUAAUGAUGGAAACUCUACGGGAGGUCCAAAGGUUAAGGCCCAAAGCAUUAUGGGGCGUCUCCCCUUACCCCAGCUGCUACAACGGCGAUCCUGCCCAAACCAUGUUAGCCAAUUACACCGGCCAGUGCCCUGCUACGGAGAUGGCCCUUAACGACGAGCUUCUGUGGCUAUGGAAACGAUGCUCCGCCCUUUACCCUCUCCUCACCCUGGAGAAGCUGCAGGGUGGGACCUCUGGAGCUAGGCUUUAUCUCUCAAGUCAAAUCAGAGAAGCACUACGAGUAUCAUCUCUGACUGGGAGUGCGUUCGAUCUUCCUGUAUUCCCACUGGUCAAGAGUGUCUAUGCCUCAACUAACACUUUUCUGUCACAGGCAGACCUGGUCAGCACCAUAGGAGAGAGCGCUGCCAUGGGAACAGCCGGCGUUGUCAUCUGGGAGAGAAGUGAGACUAAGACGGAGAGAGAGUGUCAGGACCUGGCGCAGUUCGUCCGUAAGGUCUUGGGACCCUACUCCAUCAACGUAACCACGGCGACUCGACUCUGCUCAGCCUCCCUGUGCCAGGGAAAGGGCCGAUGCGUCCGUCAAAAUCCAGAAAGCUCCGCCUACCUCCACCUCCCACCCCCAUCCGAAGUGGUGGAGAAGGUGACGGAAAAGGUGGAGGAAGCAAAAGCCACAGAUCAGCCGGACAUAAACACUAAAGCAGCUGAACCAGACCCAGCUGAGAUCUGGAAGAAGGACUUCCAGUGCCAGUGGUACAAGACUGCAGACGGUGACGUCUCAGACCAACAGUCCCCCAAAGACGGAGUGUCGGUUGUGGGCAAAGUAGAAGAAAAUGACGGAGAUUUAAUGGGGACUACUACUGCUUCUACCACCUCUACCACCUCUAUCACAGAGGCAGCUUUUGUUGUAGAGACAACAAAAGCUGCCUCUGUCAUUGAGUUAAGCGUAAGCAGUUCGCCUGAUACUGGAAGUCCAACGCCUUCACUGGAAGUAACUACAGACGGUGGUACGAGUCCACUGAGCGCCCCAAGCCUGACUGUUCUGCUGUUGCUGGUGGCUGCAAGUCUUUGCUUGGAACAUUAAAAUGUGAACAAACCAGCCUUCACCUGGAAGGUCUGGGCUAUAACUGCAAUAUGAGCCCUUCUGAAGUGCCCUUGAGCAAGACACUGAAUCCCUGCUAGCCGCAGGUGUGCUGCUUUGUAGAGUAUCAUAAAUAAAAAGGACAACAAACUAUGUUCAGAGCUGGAACUCCAACAAACUACGAUCAGAGCUGGAACUCCAAACCUAUUACUCAAUGUGCCAAGAGACAGUAGUGGUACAAACACAGGUCACAUGUAUGUAAACCCUUUAAGAGAAAGGUGAUGUGACAAACAAGAUAGACUAGACUUCGUUAUACUGUGACCACAGAUACAUGAACGCAGUCUGUAAAACCUGCACUGGGGUUUUUAUUUUCUUUGCACAUUUUGUUUGUACAGUACAUUUUGCAGUAUGUGUCAGUCCUUUUAUUUCCUAAUUUUAAAGCCUAAUGCACUCAUGAGUUUCUCUUCCCAUUAAGUAGAUUUGUUGGGUGUUGUGUUAAAGGGCCUGUUCACAAAAAAAGAAAGAAAGAAAUUAUUUAAAUUUAAAUCUUUGGCCUUCAAAUGUUGCAUAUUGUCAAAAACUCCAGGCUUUCCAUUGUUAUAAAUGCAGUAUCUGUUAAUUCAAUGGACAUACCUUUAAAUUCAGAAAACACAGCACUUCAGUCCAUAAUAGGCCACCUGCAUAUACUGUAUAUAUUUACUGUAUGCAUUUAUUUUUGUAAGUCGAUGACUAUGUUUACAUGCACAAAAUAUUCAGUUUGUUGCCCCUACUCAUACUCGCCCCUAUGUCGUAUGUUCUAUCUAUGGCUACACCCUUUAAAUAACUUUAAUUUCCCUUCUUAUCCAACUGAAGUCAUAUUGCUCAUAAUGUUUAAAAGUAGGUAUGUUUCUCCUUCAGACCAGAAAUGUGGGCUUUUCUCUUGCACAUGCAUCUCUGCAAACUGUCGACUAUGUUGGUUUGUGUUCAACGCACAGAGCUGGACGUAAACAGGCAAGAGGCCAUGUGUCGCAAACUAAAAACCCCAAUUGAGAGACAUAUUCUGAAUGUGCUAUAUACAUGUCCAAAGACUGCUCCUAAAACCUGAAUGAUAUCAGCAUAUUCACGUCUUAAUUGGAAAAUGCUCCUUUCGGAAUAAGGCAUAAUUCAGAAUAUCCAAACGGAAUAUGCUGUUUACAUGACACGGAUCAAAUUCAGAAUAGCCCAAAAGAAAAACCCACAUUUCUGGUCAAAAACAGAAACACAUCUACUUUUAAACAUUAUGAAAGACUUGGAUAUCAACAGGUUUUUGGAUAUGCACAAAUAUCGCAACGCCGUCCUUUUUAAGAAGGUGAUGAAGGAAUGAUAGAGGGAGGCUGUGUUCGCACGGUCGAACAAUUCCACCACAUCGGAGUAUGCACGGCUGCAUGACAUGGGAAUAUUAGUGAAUUUUAAUUUUCAUUGGUCAUGUAAACAGUUUAGUAGGAAUAUUGUCUUCUCCUGAAUAAGGGCAAAAAACAGAAUAUUGUGUGCAUGUAACGUAGUCAGUGUUGUUUAUAUCUGCUUCUUCCCAUCUGUAAAAACAAAAGACGGAAACGUUUGGUUUUUGCAGCUCAUGUAAAUUUAUUUGUUAUUUUUCAUUAAAAUAUACACUCAAGACGAAGGGUAUCUAAAUCGUUCUUUAGUUACAGAAAGAGAUCUUAUCUACACAGGUGCAUCUGAUUGUGCAACAGAAAAUGAAUUAAUCAAACAUUUACA